AUGGGAGGAAAAAAAUCGAAGGAGCCCACAAGCGAGGACAUGAAACGUGUAGGAAGAAAGAGUGCAGCCUGUGAGGAAACCCUGACAUCAUCUGACAGGAUCCGCAAGCACAUUGUGAUGCAAUUUGGUUACAAGGUGCUGAGCUUGGCUCGACAACAUAUGAUUGCACCUCCUGGUGAGUUAUGGGAGCUAACAGAACUGCAGAAGCUUAAUUUGUCCCUGAACUGCUUAUGUUUCUUGCCUUCAUCUGUGGUGCUGCUUGAGAACCUGGUUGUACUUAAUUUGUGGGGUAACCAGCUCACCAGUCUGCCCCCUGAGAUCGGGCAACUUGAAAACCUGAAGGUGCUCUUUGCAUACCACAACCAUCUGACUGAUGUCCCUGCGGAGCUAGGCUCCUGUUUAAAGCUGGAGGUCUUGAGCUUGGCAAACAACCAACUCACAAGUCUCCCGGAUAGUCUCUCUGCGCUCACAAACCUGCAGAAGCUCAACCUGAGCCAUAACAAUAUUGUGUAUAUCCCAGCAUGUGUAUAUGCCAUGAAAAAGCUGGUCUUUUUGCAUGUUGCCUGUAACAGGCUGGAGAACAUUGCAGAGCAUAUCCAAGCACUGGCUGAUCUAAAGACCCUCAUUAUGGAAGAGAACUCUAUUCAUUGUCUGCCAAAGAUGCUCUGCUGUCUGACCAAGUUAGAACUGCUCAAUGUGGAUUAUAAUGACAUUCAGAACGUUCCUACUGAAAUGCACCAGCAACAGGCUGGGAAACUAGCUUCUCACCCACUGGAUAAAGGACUUCAUAUCAUACAUAACCCUCUGUUCAAGCCAAUUAAAGAGGUGUUAGAUGAAGGUCUCCAGGCUCUUUAUAACUAUCUCAAGGCCAACUGA
Messenger RNA from Silurus meridionalis, 876 nucleotides. It is a transcript of the gene lrrc30a, whose product is annotated as leucine rich repeat containing 30a. Lineage: Eukaryota; Metazoa; Chordata; Actinopteri; Siluriformes; Siluridae. The record is from RefSeq and is a predicted model, not a curated record. Gene Ontology annotation, molecular function: protein binding.